CAACUCUCUCAACUUGUUAUAAAAGUUUACCGUUUGUUUUGCUUGAUUUCAUUUGAUGAAAGAAUAAAAGUGCAGUUUUAAUUGAGGUUUAUUUCAUAUUUCGUCGUGUGUAAAAAAACAUAGUUGCAAAUUAUUCUGAUAUACAAACAAAACGUUAAUAAUUCUUUGAAUGUCAUUUAUAUAAAUCAUUUCAAUUCGAGCGAACCUAAAUUAUAUUUGCAAAUAACCGCACAUGUGUAGAAAAAGAAUUCGAAAAUGAUACAAACAAAUAACAAUAAUCAAGCAAAAUUGUUUGAUAAGAAGUUUGUUGCUUUGACUUUGCGCGACGUUAGGCGGUGUGAAAAGUGCAAGCGUGGAUAUGACACAAAAUAUAGAGUUUCCCAAGAUAACAAACCAAACAGCAGUCGCCCGGUUCUCCUAAAUUGCGGUCAUAAUAUUUGUGAAAAUUGCAUCUACCAAAAUCGCAAUCACCUCGAAUGUGCUGUUUGCCAAGUACCCAUCGAAUUCGAACACACACGAUGGUUGAAAAAAAGUUACGAUCUAAAUUUUUGCCUUCUCGGUCAGUUGGCAAAUUCAAUAUCAUUCCUAGGAUCAGAACCUGUUGGUGGUGGGGGUGCUGCUACAAUGACUACCGGUAUGCUGGCUGCAGAAUCUUUCAUUCAAAAAUGCAGUGAAUGUGAACAGGCUCCAGCCAUAGGAAUUUGUAUGAAUUGCAGAGCCGAUUUCUGCAAACGUUGCUUUACUUCUGUUCAUCAAAAUAGUAAAGUCCUCAAAAAACAUAAACUCUCAGAGUUUGAAAUGCAAAGACUUCAACUCCGUUUGCCAAAGGAGAAGUUUUGUAAAACACACAAAAGAAUGUGUGAUAAAUUUUGUGUAAAUUGUCAGAAAAUCUAUUGCAUCAAUUGCAUUCGAUUAACUCACAAUGCGCAUCAUGUAAAUGCCUUAAGUAUUGAAAAUGCAAAAAACAACGAUAAAAUUAUCAGCUUUUUGGAAACGAUGAAGCAGACACGAGAAAAUAUUAGAAAAGCACAAAAGGACAUUCGGAUCUGUGAAAAUCAACUCUUAGAUUAUGCUUCCAGCAUAACUUUAGAAAUAAACGACUACUUUUUGGAUUUGCACAAUUUUCUACAAAUCGAAGAACGUCGAAUCCUCGAGGAAUUUAAGGUAUUAGCUCGUCCUUCACAAAAUGCAAUUCACGAGGCGUGUGCAAAGCUUUCCGAUAGUCAAACAACUCUGAAUAAUAUGAGAGCAACCCUGGAAGGAUUCCUCCAAAAGCCCCCCAAUAACAUGCAUAUAAAUGCUAUUCUCGAAACAGCCACUACACAACUAGAACAGAUGCCCUGUCAGAUUCAGAUCUCCCAAAUGGAAAAUAAUCCAUUUGUAUUCAAGAGACUCAGAGAAGUCCAAAAAGAAAUAACCAGUUCAUACAGUGUAGUUGGAAAUGAUCCAAAGAUUCAUAUCCGAAUAACUCCAAUGUACGGCGAUCAUGAGCAUUCCUUCGAAAUCAGCUCAGAUAAGAUAUUAAGCCCAGAUCCAACUGAAUCCUGCAUAAAUUUCACAAUAGAAACACCACGUCGCGCAUCGGUUUCAUCUUCAUCGACUAUUGCCAUCGGCAAGAGCAGACGUGAUGGACGUGUAACUCACAUCAUAAGUCCUGUACACUUUUAUGUCCAAGAAGAGGAAGGAAUCAAGGAAAUUCGCAAACGACUCGCCAAUAUCGAUGAGAAUAGUUUCUAUGUUGAUUCGGUUCAAAUAAAUGAAAUGUACGCUGUUCUUCAUGUCCAAACUAAACAAUGGCAUCGUGGUGUUGUCAUAGAAGAAUUAAAGAAGACAAAAAAUUCAAAAGAUAACGAACAACCAAAAUAUAAAAUGUUUCUUUUGGAUUAUGGAAUCUACGAGGAUUAUUCGAAGAGAAUGUUGCGCGUAAUUUCAGAACAAACAAAGUCAAUUUCGACUGCAGCUGUCCCUUGUAGAUUGGUAGAUAUUGGUCCUCCAGGUGGCGAUUGGACAAAAGAAGCACGCGAAUUAAUGGAGGAGAUCAUUGAAAAUAAACCAGUCCAAGUGAGCAUACAAGACACCACAAGAACUCCUUGGAGCGUCGAAGUUACAGUAACAAAUUCAGGCGGACCAAUCUCAAUCCGUGAUGCUCUUCUUUAUACAGGAAUUGCCAUUGACACAUCUGUUUCAUCUUCCCAACGGAAUCAAAAAUUUUCUGGCUCAAAGCCAACUCAAUUGUCCAAAAUGAAACAAAGCCUUUUGAGACCAAUACAUCACACUGGAGAAAUAUUUCGUGUAAAUGUUUCUCAUAUCGAAAAUCCCCAUCGAUUUUUCGCAAUUAAGUUUGCUCAUUUAGAGGAAUUAACUAAGUUAGAAAACGAAAUGGAACUUGACUAUACUGAUCCGAGUCAGAGGCAAAUAAUUUUCUAUGCCCAAUUGCAUAUGUGCUGCGCACUGUUUUUUGAGGAAAAAUGGUAUCGUGGAUGUGUCGAGGAGAUAAAUGGACCAAAUAACAUUCGGAUCCGACUUGUAGAUGACGGUCGUACAAUAACAACCAAUUGGCGUGAAUUAUACGUCCUCAAAGAGCGAUUCUUAGUACAUCGAGAACUAUCAAUUGAAUGCUCCUUAGCCGACAUCCAACCGUUACAAGAAAAGAACUACGAAUGGACAGACAAUGCCAUCGCUGAAUUCGUCCGAAUGACGUCGAAUCCCAAUAUUCAAAUGACAAUCUCAUCGAGCAACCAAUUUCGCUAUCAGGUCAUCUUGAAUGUUGUAAAGAAGCAUUUGGACAUUAACGUUGGAGCUAUGCUGGUGAAAUUUAAGCAAGCCGUCUCCACAGGUGAUUGUUCGGUUAUUGCUGAAAACGUCCGAACAUCGCCAAUAGAUAAACUCUUAAUUUCUGACACUGAAUUAAAACCCAUUCCUCCGCCUGCAAUUAAAACACUCAAAAGAACACCCAUUCAAGUUAUUCAUAUAAAUAAUCCUGGAGAUUUUUAUAUUUACAUGGUGGAGCAUAUUCCGGGAAUUUUGAAAUUCCAAGAACAACUUCAGAUAGCCCAGGAGGAGCGCCUGGAGAAUGAAACCAUUUCGGAGGACAUCAAUUGGAAAGUAGACGAUCACUGCUUGUUGUAUGCCAGUGUGAAUGAAGGUGCAUCCGAUCAAUGGUUCCGUGGAAUCAUAAAGAACAUCGACGAAAAUGAACCAGAGGCUCCGUAUUCGGUGUUCCUCAGAGAUAAAGGUGUCGUCCUAAGAGAUAUCCAGGGCAGACAACUGUCGCCGAUUGAAGAUGUCUAUAAGAGAGUUUCCAAUGCCGCAAUCCUCUGCCAUCUAGCAUGCGUUCAUCCCACCGGCGGAAUGAAAACGUGGUCGCAUUCUGCUAUUGAUGAAUUCCGUCAUAAUAUAAGCCACUUCGAAUCGAUUGGCGGUACAACACAAGGGUCUGCGAAGAACUUUUCAAUACCAGUUGUACUAUGGGGCAUGCUGACCGAAACAAACGACGCUCUAGGACCUUGCACUCCGAAAUACACAAACAUCAACAAAAUGUUGGUCAGUGCUGGUCUGGCUCACUUGGUCGAGAAAAUCGAUAUCACCCGUCAGAUGGAUCAGUUUGUGCAGGAUGAAAUCCAACAGGGACAGCAAACACUGCAAGACUGGUAUAAGAACUUCAAAAAGACCCUCGACGAUCUACCCGUGUGUUCGGAUGACUUCGAAGAACCGGAAUUGAAUAAAUCAAAUAUUUCUAACUAUGAAAUCGGUGACCUAAUUGAGAAUAAUAAAGUCGUCACGGAAUGGCUUCCGGCUGAGCCAAUUGAAAAGACCGUCUUCACGGCUUAUCCCACCUACGUUGACUACGAUGCAUGUGUAUAUUUGCAUGAUGCCGAAAAGCACCACCUCAUCAACGGGAUGAAGAAAAAGAUCAAUGAAGAACUCGAUCUUGGUCCAGGUAAAGUAACAGACGACAAAUGGGCCCCUGGCCAACCGUGUUUGGCAAGAUAUCACCUAGACGGAUGCCUGUAUCGGGCUGUGAUUCAUGUUGCUCUGCCCAAUAAAAAGUUCGAAGUUCGUUUUGUCGACUAUGGUAAUGUUGAAGCCUGUGAACUUAGAGACUUGUACCGGAUGACAGCUUUCCCUAACAUUCCAAUUCAGGCUGUACGCUUUACCAUCGAAGGUAUUCGACCACGUGGUGGGCAAGAAAAGUUUUGCACUACGGUGCUGGAUCUUAUACAUGGUCUGAUUGUGGACAAGAUGUGUGGUGUUCGGGUGCCAAAUGGAGAGGAAAACAAAGAGGUCAAACAAUGUAGAAUAAGCUUCAAUCGCAAUGAUUUAACAACGUAUCUCAUUCAAAACGAAUUUGCCAGUGGUUUUGGUAAUACGAUCAAAUUGGAGAAGAAACUCAAAUUGCAACCUUUGGAAUCUCCUUGCAAUCCCCUUGAUGAAAGUAAUAAUUCCGAGGACGAACUGAGGGAGUUUAUGAAACACCAAAUUUGUGAUCCCACCGGUGAGGAACCUAAUAUCAACCAGCACGCAUCGCCAGCAAAUAAACCCACGGGUAUGUUCCAACUUGAUCAGUACAAGAAAAUGUAUGAAAAGAUGCAGAAGGACAAACUUUAUCAGUCAAUAGUUGACGAUGAUGAUUCGCAAGUAAUGGAUGCACCUGAUCUUGAGAACAGUGAUGACGACGAAGUUCGGGAACUUGAGUUCAGUUUUAGGUCAAACUAUUGGCAUGUGGAUGAUAACCUCGAGGGGGCUCCUCCACCAGCUCCUCGCUCUGAAGCAGGCUCGAAUUUUGAUGCAUUCGAUCCAUGUGAUUCAUCUUCACUGUUGUCGAACUUCAGUGGAAUUGAGGUAUUCAAGCCUCCCCAACUGCCAUCGAGUGUGAAGUCUUUCUAUUGUGAAAUUGCCUACGUACGAUCACCCACUGUCGUGCACAUCUUUCCACAUCUCUCCGAAUUGGAAUAUCGACAAUUGGAGCUAGCCAGACGAAUAAAAUCCCUUGCCCUCAGAACACCAGUGUUUGAUUCCUUCGAAGCGAAGACCCCCUGUUUGGCACGUUAUUCCAAAGACAAGAAUUGGUAUCGUGCAAUCAUACGUUCGCACAAUGCCUCUUUGCGUUUGGUCAAGGUGUUUUAUGUUGAUUUUCUUAACAGCGAAUUAGUCCAUGAGGAACACGUUCGCCGGUGUCCAAAUGACUUGCUGGCAUGGCCUUUGCGUACAUUCGAAAUGAAAAUCUAUGGUGUCAUACCAAAUCCACGGCUUCGGGAAAAGGACGUUAAACAAGCAUUUAAAAAAUGUGUGACUGGUCGCAAGUUGUAUGCCAAAAUUGUUUUAGAACGCGGAAAAAUUCCCGAGAUUUCCUUAUACAAAUCCAGAACGGAGAGGGAAGCAACUGUUUACGAGGAUCUCAUCAUACAAAAGUAUUUUUGUAAAGAAUAAAAUUAUUAAUUUCGUUUUAUAUACUUUGACUAUGAAUUUAUGUUUAUUUUCUUAUGUUUUUUUAUUAUUGAAUACAAUGUUUUAGUUACUUAUUUAAGAACUUUAGUUUUUUAAACUUAAAAAUAAAGUGUAUGGAUGCAU
Messenger RNA from Eupeodes corollae, 5571 nucleotides. RefSeq lists its product as uncharacterized. Bases 256 to 5430 code for a protein of 1724 amino acids. The transcript has 10 exons. Lineage: Eukaryota; Metazoa; Arthropoda; Insecta; Diptera; Syrphidae. Gene Ontology annotation, molecular function: zinc ion binding. The record is from RefSeq and is a predicted model, not a curated record.